Messenger RNA from Dovyalis caffra, 516 nucleotides. The record is from the annotation of a GenBank genome assembly. Lineage: Eukaryota; Viridiplantae; Streptophyta; Magnoliopsida; Malpighiales; Salicaceae.
AUGGCUUCAAUCCUAAGCACAACCCAUCUUACUUUCGCUUCCAAACCUCAAAAUUCUCAAUCUUUUUCGCCUAAACUCAACUCUCAGUUUCUGGGUCUUCAAACUAAUGUUAGUUGGUUAAGACCCUGUAGAAUUGGACCCUCCAAUGGGUCAAGAGCAAAGUGCUGGUUCAAGUUUGGUAAAAAUGGUGUUGAUGCUGAAGGUGCUGGCAUUUAUGGCAGCCAGUCCCGUGAUGACUUUGACAGAGAUGAUGUUGAGCAGUACUUCAACUAUAUGGGGAUGCUUGCCGUUGAAGGUACAUAUGACAAGAUGGAGGCUCUUCUGAGUCAAAACAUCCAUCCAGUGGACAUCUUAUUACUGCUGGCUGCUUCAGAAAGUGAUAAGCCAAAGAUUGAAGAGCUAUUAAGAGCUGGAGCAAGUUAUACCGUGAAGGACGCAGAUGGGCGAACUGCGCUUGAUAGAGCCAACCAAGAAAUCAAGGAUUUCAUCCUUGGUUUUUCGGUUCAAAAGGCAUGA